GCGCGCACCAGAUGUCCCACGCGCACGCCGCCGAGCCCGACGCCUCGUCGCUCUUCCAGGCGCCUUUUAGGGUGACGGGCAACAGGGACCGUGUGAGCCAGCAGAUCCAGCACAAGCUAGGCGAUUACCACCUCGCCCAGUCGCUCAUCGACGACCCCAGCAAGUCGAUCGGCAUAUACGCCGAGCCGCAGAGCCCAGCGCCAUGUCCCCCGUCCCGCCGCGAGAGUGAGUUCAAGAAGCCGUCGCACGCGCCGCAAAAUGGCCGCAUCCACCACCGCCCCUAUAACUACAACAAGACCGAGGCUCCCGGCUCGACGGCUGCGCCGUCGCACCGACCGCCGCAUCUUAAGAUACAGAACGGAUUCCAAACACAGAACGCAAUAGACAGCAGUCAACCUCCAAUAGAAAGUAUACUGAAGGAAAUGAAGUCAUUGCCAACCCCUGUGUCCGUCAUAGCAGCAACGCCUCGCAAAGAACUUGAGAACAAGUUUAUUUUUAACCCCUACACGAAUAAGGUGCAGGAAAACCCUCAAAUAACCAAUAACGAUCUCAAAACGCCUCUUCCAAAACCCGGUUUAGACAACCGGAUAUCAAACUCCAGGAAUUCCGUAUCACCUGAUGUGGUGAACAAGGACCUCGGGUUGUCAGAAAGCGACGAUGAAGUCACAGCCACCACCACUACGUUAGCGCCUCUCAUUUCCCCAAUGGUCUCCGCGAGUCCGAGCUCCGGUAGUUCCUCUCCCUCCGACUCCGAGAGCGAGUCUUCCUCAGCGGAGUCCACGGCUGCGCCCGCGCCGGCCGCGCCCGCCCCAGCGCCGCCGCCCGCCCAGCGCUCGUCGUGGAGCCUGUCCAACUUUGCGCCGCCGCCCGCCCAGCCGCCCGACCAGGCCUACGAGUCGAAGGAGCUGAGGCAUGCGCUCGCCGACGUCAAAGGAAAGCCGAGUCCGUUCCUUGCCGCCGCCCGCCCACCGAUCGUCGUGGAGCCUGUCCAGCCGCCCGACCAGGCCUACGAGUCGAAGGAGCUGAGGCAUGCGCUUGCCGACGUCAAAGGAAAGCUGGUGAGUGAUACAGUCAAGGCAGCUCCUCCCUAG
Molecule: messenger RNA, 1091 nt
Organism: Ostrinia nubilalis (European corn borer)
Lineage: Eukaryota; Metazoa; Arthropoda; Insecta; Lepidoptera; Crambidae
Product: AF4/FMR2 family member 1-like
Exons: 11
Coding region: 12-1091 (359 amino acids)
Source: RefSeq, a predicted model, not a curated record